Molecule: messenger RNA, 345 nt
Organism: Aspergillus welwitschiae
Lineage: Eukaryota; Fungi; Ascomycota; Eurotiomycetes; Eurotiales; Aspergillaceae
Exons: 2
Coding region: 1-345 (114 amino acids)
Source: RefSeq, a predicted model, not a curated record
AUGAAGGCCCCCACGGCGGUCCCCAAGGCGGUCCUGGAGGUCCUGGCGGCCCUCACGGCGGCCCCGGUGGCCCCGGUGGUUCUCACGGCGGUCCCGGCGGUCCCGGCGGCCCUGGAGGAUUUGGUGGUCCUCAUGAAGGCCCUGGUGGCCACGGCGGCCCUCACGGCGGCCCCGGUGGUCCUGGUGGUCCUCACGGCGGUCCUGGUGGCCCUGGUGGCCCCCACGGAGGUCCCGGCCGUUUCUAAAGCCCUGACGAGCCGCAAGUCGAGCUCCGCAGAUGAUCGAUUCGUGAAACCAUUCGAGCGAAGUGACUGUUUUCCAUUGAGUCAUGUUGGAUAUGAAUGA